UGGAGGCAGGUGACCACAAUGCGGCGCUGGCCCCGAGUCCCGGGAGGCGCGCCAGCUGGGCAGGGAAACUACAACUCCCGGCGCUCACGGCCACCUCCGCCGGACGCUCGGCCUCAAGGCAGAUCAGCCCGCCCAGCCGGCAGCGCGGUCCCCGGCCCUCAGCGCAGGGACGCGGAACGGGGGCGCGUGGCAGCAAGCAGCAUGGAGUCCCGGACCCCGGACGGCUGCUUCCUGGGUGACGUCGGUUUCUGGGUUGAACGCACCCCCGUGCAUGAGGCUGCCCAGCGCGGUGAGGCCCUGCAGCUGCAGCAGUUGAUCGAGAAUGGCGCCUGUGUCAACCAGGUCAUGGUGGACUCCAUCACGCCCCUGCACGCGGCCAGUCUGCAAGGCCAGGCACAGUGCGUGCAGCUACUCCUUGCUGCCGGGGCCCAGGUGGAUGCCCGGAACAUCGAUGGCAGCACCCCGCUCUGCGAUGCCUGUGCCUCGGGCAGCAUCGAGUGUGUGAAGCUCUUGCUCUCCUAUGGGGCCAAGGUCAACCCACCCCUGUAUACGGCCUCCCCACUGCACGAAGCCUGCAUGAGUGGAAGUUCUGAAUGUGUGAGGCUUCUUAUUGAUGUUGGGGCCAAUCUGGAAGCACAUGAUUGCCAUUUUGGGACCCCUCUGCACGUUGCCUGCGCCCGGGAGCAUCUGGACUGUGUCAAAGUGCUGCUCAAUGCAGGGGCCAAUGUGAAUGCAGCAAAGCUUCAUGAGACAGCCCUUCAUCACGCGGCCAAGGUGAAGAACGUGGACCUCAUCGAGAUGCUCAUUGAGUUUGGAGGCAACAUCUACGCGCGGGACAAUCGGGGCAAGAAGCCGUCUGACUACACGUGGAGUAGCAGCGCCCCUGCCAAGUGCUUUGAGCACUACGAAAAGACACCUCUGACCCUGUCACAGCUCUGCAGGGUGAGCUUGAGGAGGGCCACCGGCGUCAGAGGGCUGGAGAAGAUUGCCAAGUUGAACAUCCCUUCUCGGCUCAUCAAUUACCUUUCCUACAACUGAGUGGCAGGCAUAGGAGGUGGGGGCAGACUGGUGGCACCCGAGCUGCUGGCCUUGCUGAGCCCAGUGUCGUUUGUCUGAAGCCCUUGAUUGCUAAGAUAGAACAGUGUUCCCUGAGUCCCUGUCGGCCGUCCUGUUUCGUCUUCUCUGCAGGCUCCUGGAGAAUGUUUCCAAGGCAUUGGGAGCGCCCUGCCUUGGCUUCUGCUGGGGACGUGGCCCUGUGCUGACUCUCCUAGGACUGUGCUCUCACUCUGGCAUCCCCAGACGUCCAUCUGUCCUCUUUUUAUGGACCUUCAUCAGAGGGACUCUCAGGAAAGACUCUUCUGGGAACACGGGGGAAGGCCAGGCAGGGCUGGAGGUCCAGGGCACUGUGGUUGAUUUCCACAGGCCUGGGAGACUCAGGAGCUCGGCACCGUCUCAGCUCAGCACCAGGGUGGCCCUGGGGGUUCAGAGGGUGGAGCCAGUGCUGCGGGAGCGGAGGUCCUGACCACGUGGCCCAGGAUGGCUGCAUUGGGGAUAUCAUCCUGCCACUUGGAUGCUUUUUUCUCAGAGUCACAGUGGGCACCUCCCAAGGCCCACCUGUGCCCAGGUGUACCCAUCACUCAGGGGCUUUGUAUGGUUCUUGCGAGGGAAGGCUCAAGCUCUUCAUUUCCCCCGCAACCAGCAUAGUGUUUCAUAGGAAGUUUUUCUUCAGUUUUAGGUCUCAACUCUCAAAAAAGUUCAUGUCAGGGAUAAGAAACUUUAAGAAGAUAGAUAGGCUAUAUAACAUAUGUUUUGUUGAUGAGUUUAAAACGAAAGGUAAUGUGAAGGCAUGUUAGCACAUGUGCCCAUGAGCCGUCAUUUCCAAUGUGAACGACUGUUAGGAAACACUUUAGAGAUUAUUUUUCAUGUUUCUCUGGUUUUGCCAAAUGAAUUCUUUCCCAUCCUAAAGUUUGCCAGCUCCUUGAAGCUCUGAAAUUGGUAGAAGAGGUUACCAGCAGCCAGUGGAUGCUAUCAACCACUGAUUUAUGCAUUUUGCAGGUACUUGUAGAACACCUGUCACGUUUAAGGCUCUGUCUCUGUGCUUUGAACUAGAUAGAAAUCAGACUCAUUACCCAAGGCAGGGAAACAAAGUGUUUUGCAAUCUGUUCCUGUAGUAACAGAAACAAGUAGUUCUAUAUUAUAAGCCAUGAGAUAAACUGUUAAGUAUAUUCUGACUGCAUUUGUCUGCCUAAGAUUCUGUUUUGUAAUUAAACAAACAAACCCAAAACCAGUGAGUUAAACUGGGGACUUUGCAUAAUUAGCUCAGGUAUAUUUGGUUUCUCAAAAAUGGAGAAGGCACCACUUGUGAAUACUGUUGUGGGUCAUGCCCAAAGCCAGUGUCCCCAGAAAUGUGGACAUCGCUACAUUCUUCCAGGUCUGCCUCAGCCACCUUCUCCCAGAGUGGAAUAGAAUGAGCCCAGAUUCUCCAAGGUAAUGCCAAAUGUACUACAUGACCAGAGGCAUCUGCACAGAGCUACUUGGGUGUAGCCUCAGACCCAAUGGAAAGUUUCAUGCUGGCUGCACAGGUAUUUUCCGUCUCACUGUUGCAGCCAUUGUUAUGUCAUGGAAUGCUGAGAAUAAGAACCACUCCCAUUUGGUUACAGUCUUAGGUACAAGUUCUGGGUAAAUCAGUGUUUCUGUAUGUACUAAUAAACGGAGGGGGUGGAAAAAAAAGCUUUGCUUUUCUGCCCUUUCAACUUUGUAACAGAAACUUGCCUCUAGCAAUGAGUUGGUAACAUUUCCAGAAAUGGAUGUGCUGUGAAGAAUCUGGCCCCAUCCUGGCAACUCAGUAAAAGGUGUUGACUAGAGUGCAUCCUUGUGUUCUUGUUGGGAGCAGGAACACUGGAUGGGCUUCAUCUUGUGUGAGUUCAGAGGGGCUGCUGUCAUCUUCCCUGUAUUUUGGAAAGUCAAGUGAGGGCACCGUGCCUGUCUCACACUCCCAUCUUCCUGCGUCUCUCUUUGUCCCCUGAUGCUGAUCUCAGUGCCACCUCAUGUGGAGAGAGACCCCCCAAGGGAUCAGAUACCUGAGAUUUUAGGGCCUCCUGUACCUUUCUUCCCCAGCUUUAUGGAGCUGUAAUCAACAAAUAACCCACCUGUACCCUUAAGGAAGAGUAUGACUAUGGACAAAUUUUUCCACUCCUCUGUGCCUGGGUCUCCCAAGUUGCAGAAGAGGGAUGAAAGGUCAGACUUAUCUCAUUAAAAAGACGCUGAUGAUCAACUGCUCAAUCUUACAGAUGAGAAAUGAGGCCCUGUUAGCCUCAGACGUUCUUUGAGGCAGAAAUCAUGUGAUUAAAAGAUGCCUUGUAAAGUAUAAAGUGCUCCCCAAAUGUAAAAGUUACAUAGUGAUGACGACUAUGGCCGUGUUGGUGUUUGUAGAUCUUAUAGCUGUGUGAUGACUCUCUUCUGACUUUGGGGGAGUACCACCUAUUUCAGGAGGAAUAUUUUCAAAAGACCCCUUUGUUUACAUUUUAAAACUCAACAUGCAGCCAACAGAUUUAGAGAAGACAUUUGCAACAUACUGGGUUGUCGGAAAAGUCAUAACGUAUUUUUUCUGUUUUUUGUUGCAAAAAUGCAUCAUAACUUUUCCGACAACCCAAUAGAUAACAAAUGAUUGGUAAUCGAACUAUAUAAAGACUUUCUAUAAAUCAUUACGAAAAAGGUGAAGAACCCAACAGAAAAAAACAAAAACAGGCAGAGACUAUGAAGAAGAAAUGUACAAAAGAGGGAACUUCAAAUGUCCCCUGACAGGAAACCAUGGUCAGUCAUGAUUAGGGAAAUGCAAAUAAGUGAAUAUUUAAUUCAACAAAAGUAUACCAUCACAUACCAUCAGCUUGACGAACAUUAAAAGGUCUGACAGUUCCUUAAUGGUGAUGGACCAUGCGGGCAAAUGGGAACUCACAGACUGCUAAUGGGGUAUAAAUUGAUGUGUGUAUUUUGGAGAGCUAUUAGAUGAUAUCUAGUACCAUUAAAAGUGUAUUGCACAUGUGCCCAGUAUGUCUGUUUUUACAAACAUAGGUUAAAGAAACCCUCAGACAUCAUAAGGAGAAUGUGAGGCUGUUUGGUACAGCAAUUUCAUAAUAGUAAAAGACCCCAUUAGUAGGGGAGAAGUUAUAGAAUAUAUUUCUACAAUGCCUACAUUCUACAAAAGUUAAGAUGAAUUAGAGUGAUAUAUUUUAACACGAAAUAGAUCUAAAAAGUGUAACCGCAGGAAAAAAGUCGCCAACCUAUUUUAUGUACAGUAUGAAUCUAUUUGUAUAAAUUGAAAUAAAAAAGCAGUUUAAGUAAGUAUCUGGGGAUAACAAAGGAGGGUAGCAAAUGCAUAAAAUCACGGAACACACACCAAUGUCACACUAUGCUUACCUCUGGGUGAGAAAGGGAUGUGUGACUCGGGAACAGGAACAAAGGGAACUUUAACUCUCUGAUAUUCCAUUUCUUAGAAAAAGAUAUGAAGCAAAUACAAAGAAUGCUGCUAUUUGUUCAUGAUGGGUAGUGAAUGGGUGUCGUUCUCUAUGAGUUUCGGUUUGUUUGUUUUUUUAUAAUAAAAAUGCCAUGCACAGUAGAGAGACAAAGGGCAGAAAUGUCUUUAAGGAAGGAAGAAGAGAUCUGUAUGAUAAUUAUACACUGGAUUCUGUUGAAGAAUACCUUUCAGCUUCCUCCUGGCCACAAAUUUGUAUUUUGGCAUACGAGUAUAAGAUGUUAUAUUCCAUAACAGGUGCUGAUGCUGUUUUUUGACCAGCCUCAUUUUUAGGUAAGGAAACAGGUUGCAGCUACUUUCUUAGAUAAAACUAAAUUUUAAAAGCCUUGAGUGUGCUGUGUGGCUCAUGGGGCCUGCCUGCAUCUCAUCCAAAAAGAAGUGUCAGGUAAGGUCCCUUUUCCCACUCUCUGAUUCGCCUGUCCUGCUUUGGCAUGGUUCACUCCCUAGAUGACUGUGAACCUUGGAGAUGUGGCUCUGGGCCAAGUCCUCAGCUUCAAACCCUACCCUUUGGAGACAUCGGAACUGGUUCCUCUAAAUUGAGCAACCACCUCACAGCAGAAAAACCCAGACUCGUGCCUGGGCACUCCCUGCUCUCUGCAAGUUGGGGAGAGAGGUGUAGGGAAGAAGUAGGUGGUCUAGCAGUGUCUACUGUCACUUCUGGGUCCCCUCUCGUCUCCUCCCUGCUCCUUCCCUCGCCGACACUUGCACAGAAAUGCCAUACACAUGUGAUAACCGACCCAUACUUCUAGAUGAGUCUGCACAAAGCUUUGGAGUUGUUUGGGACAAAAAGAAUGCUUUGCAUGCCCAUUUCCUCCCCUGGCCUGCUUUGUUGGAACUACUGUUGAUGUUUUCUUGCCAGGGGGCAAACCUCUUUACUUGUAAACAGUUGAGUUCCUUUAUUCAUGAAAAUAACUCUACAACUGGCUCUAAGUACAAAGCCUAUGAGCUCCCUCAUGUUGUGAGCAGCUGUGUUGUCUUACAGACUAGGGUGGGAUGGGAUCGCCAGGGUGGAGCGGGCUCCAUUCAGCCCUCCCACCAUCUGGGCAGCGCUGGGCAUUUACUGUUCUCCCUGUAAUGGCUUAGAAAGUACUUCCAGACCUUGGAGUCUUUUCUCGGUGUUGAUACCACAUGGCCUUGACAGCUAGGCCCCAAUUACGUUGGCGUUAAAGUCUUGUGAUCUUUGGCAAUUUGAGUGAAAAUAUGUCUUAAGUUGGUCCAACCAAAACAGGGUGCCUCCUAAAAGAUGAAUGUCUUAAGAUCAUAAAGAUUCAUGAACUGGUCUCUCUCUUAAUUUCUCUCUCUCUCUCUCUCUCUCUCUCACACACACACACACACACACACACACACUUAUUUAUAUAAAAUUUUACUUUCCAGCAGCUGGUCUCCAGGUGUGCGGUUCUUGUGAACCACAGAAUUCAGAACUGUAAGAGAAUUUGCAACUGAACUUUGCGCCAGGAUGUACAAUUCGUUUAGUUCUCUGCUUUGUGUGUGAUCAGAAAGAAACUCCCAUUGUUUCUUGGUGUUAAUCUGAAUCCUGAGGCUCAUUCUGCUGUGUUAGAGACAGAGGUUUAGAUCAGGCAAGAAGCAAGAACGUUCACUCAUUCCUUGGUCUACUCCAUCCAUCCAUCCAUCCUGUUUUUCUUUCUUUCUUCCUUUCUAAAGCAGUUGUUCUAUUUCAAGUUCUCUGCUGGGCACGAAGGAUACAAAAAAUCCAUAAACACAAAUUUUGGCCCUAAUGGAUCUCACUGUUUUCCAGGGAGCAGACACAGGAACAAAUGCUGCAUCUAGAAAUGGAGCAACAAACAGGAAGGAAGGGCUACCUCCGCUCUUGGGAGAGAAGACCCUGUUUCUCAAAUCUCGGGUUUCAUAAAUGCAACUGCGUAAAUAAAAACCUGUUUAUAUUCACA
Molecule: messenger RNA, 6438 nt
Organism: Hipposideros armiger (great roundleaf bat)
Lineage: Eukaryota; Metazoa; Chordata; Mammalia; Chiroptera; Hipposideridae
Gene: ASB13
Product: ankyrin repeat and SOCS box containing 13
Exons: 6
Coding region: 19-1038 (339 amino acids)
Biological process (GO): protein ubiquitination; positive regulation of protein catabolic process; intracellular signal transduction
Molecular function (GO): protein binding
Source: RefSeq, a predicted model, not a curated record